CACCAACCCACUUCUCGAAUCGAAUCCAGGUCCAGGGACGCCGCUACCCGCCGUCCUUCACCCCCGCCAUGCCAACGCUCGGCAUCUCGCCGCUGCUGGACGCCUACUUCCGGCGCCGCUUCGCCGCAGCGGGCCUCGUGGAGGCCUCCGUCCCGCUGGACGGCGGCGCCACCACGGUCCACUGCUGGCGCUUCCCGCCGGGGUCCGCCGACGGCGAGGACGACGCCCGUCCCGUCCUGGUGCUCCUGCACGGCUUCGGGCCCCCGGCAACGUGGCAGUGGAGGCGCCAGGUGGGCCCUCUCUCGCGCCGGUUCCGCCUCGUCGUCCCGGACCUGCUCUUCUUCGGCGGCUCGUCCACGUCGGCGGGCGCCGGGCGGGUGUCCGAGGCGCGGCAGGCGGAGGCGGUGGCGAAGCUCGUGGCGGCCCUAGUGGCGCCGCCGGCGCGCGUGUCGGUGGCCGGCACCAGCUACGGCGGGUUCGUGGCGUACCACCUGGCGCGGCUGCUGGGCCCCGGCGCGGUGGACCGGGUGGUGAUCGCCAGCUCCGACCUCCUCAAGGCCGACGCCGACGACCGCGCCCUGCUCCGCCGCGGCGGCGCCGAGCGCGUCGAGGACGUCAUGCUGCCGCGCUCCCCCGAGCGGAUGCGGCGCCUGAUGCAGCUCGCCUACCACCGCCCGCGCCGCUUCACGCCUGGCUUCGUGCUCCGGGAUCUCGCCCAGUAUCUGUACAGCGACAAAGUAGAAGAGAAGAAGGAGCUAAUCAAGGGGAUAACGCUGGGCAACAAAGACAAGUUCCAGCUUACACCUCUCCCCCAGGAAGUCCUUGUGUUGUGGGGAGAGCACGACCAGAUAUUCCCCGUCGAGAAGGCAUUUCAAGUGGCAAGGAAACUUGGAGCGAAUGCUAGGCUGGAGGUCCUCAAGGACACCGGCCACAUGCCUCAAGAAGAGGAUCCAAAGCGGUUCAACGAGGCAAUCCUCAACUUCUUGCUUCCAGCUCCAAAGUCGUCCUUGUAACGCGAUAUAUAUCCCAUAGUUAUUCACUUAUUAUUAUUCAGGCCCAAGGAUCACCGGAGAGUUCACGAUUUCGAUAUGCACAUUCUGCCCGAUCAGUGCAGUCUUUGUCGCUUUGGUAUCACCUCACCUUCAAGAUUGAUUAUGGAGGAAUUGGAAAGUAUGUUAUGGAAACUAUUGCUAUUUAUCUGCC
Messenger RNA from Zea mays, 1203 nucleotides. RefSeq lists its product as uncharacterized. Gene Ontology annotation, molecular function: catalytic activity. The record is from RefSeq and is marked provisional. The transcript has 4 exons. NCBI's taxonomy places the organism in Eukaryota, Viridiplantae, Streptophyta, Magnoliopsida, Poales, Poaceae. Bases 69 to 1013 code for a protein of 314 amino acids.